AUGAUAAUUCAGUUUCCCGUUUUAUGUAUAUCAUAUAUCGAUCGGAUUUACAUACGUAGUUGUAUUGAAGCGCGAAUUCAACCCACAAAAGCGGGCAGUACUUCUCCGAGCCAGAGAGGUUCGACCCAAGCAGGUUCGAAGGUGGGCCCGCCGCUCUACACGUUUUCUCCGUUCGGUGGCGGCCCCAGGAUGUGCACUGGGAGUGGGAAGGAAUACGCUCGGCUGGAGAUCCUGGUGUUCAUGUGCCAUCUGGUGAAGCGGUUCAGGUUCCAGAAGCUUAUUCCUGACGAAAAUAUUGUGGUGGAUCCGAUGCCCAUCCCGGCUAAAGGUCUCCCUGUGCGUCUCUUUCCUCACAAGCGGUAG
Linum tenue is the source of this 363-nucleotide messenger RNA. NCBI's taxonomy places the organism in Eukaryota, Viridiplantae, Streptophyta, Magnoliopsida, Malpighiales, Linaceae. The record is from the annotation of a GenBank genome assembly.